Messenger RNA from Coregonus sp. 'balchen', 1641 nucleotides. NCBI's taxonomy places the organism in Eukaryota, Metazoa, Chordata, Actinopteri, Salmoniformes, Salmonidae. The record is from the annotation of a GenBank genome assembly.
AUGAUGAGAGUCACUCUGAUUUCCCUCGCCAUGUGCCUUCCUCACCUCCUCGGCACUCCUGUCCUCCAAUCCACCACAGCGGUUUCACCGAGCGCCACAGAAAUCAAAACAACAGCUCUAGACCUUAGGAUCCGCACUACAACAUCAGACCCCCUGAAGCUUCCACUCUCCACAACUGAAAACCACCCUGGUAGGACUAGUGGCACGUUCAACACACAAGUGAAGAAAAGCGCUAGCUUAGCAGCUGUCAACAACUCAGGCAGAACGACUCAAGGAAGAGGCAUUCUCAGAACAGGAACUGCCACUUACGCCACCACAGCCGGACAGAAGAGCAACAGGCACACAACUGCAGGAGACUUGAGGAGGGAAACAGAAAGCUACAUUCACCAUGAGACACCCUUCAGCGGACACACAGCCUCACCCACAACUGACCACCCCAGCACCACCACUCUCCCCGGGGAGGAAGGGACUGAGUAUCAUGACAGUAGCACCACUGAAACAGCCAGAGAAUUUAACACACCAAAUUCCAUAGAGACAUGGGCUGCUGACACCAGUAAUGACUCCAGGCUAGCGAAGCCACACUUAGACAGGUCACAAGCAGCAGACCAGCACACUGCUACACAAGGACUAGAGAUGGCAAGUGUAGAUACUGCAUCGGGAGAUUACUACACAACACAGAGAGACUUCUUCACAAACACCCCAACUAAUAGAGUGACAGGUUUGAACAGAGGUAAACAAAGUAAGGCCAACAGCGUCACAACAACAACAACAACGGUUUCACCUACGUACACAUUCACACUUCCUGGUUUGUAUGAGCACAUUACCGUGACUUACAGGGCUACUGGCUACAAAACACAACCUGACGACACGAGCCAGUCUAUGGACAACCAGGACCACACCACAGCCACAGUUUCAAUCCCCCAUGCUGACAAUAGCACAACUCCAUAUCCCAAUGCAAACACAUUUACAGAUAAUGUCACAGACAACUACACAAACACACUUUCAUACAGUAAUACCACAACCUCUAAUAAUCGUAACACAACAAUACUUUUGAAUAAGAAAACUCAUACUCAUUCACUCAGACACAACCACACAAUCUCAGGCUAUGACAACAGGCUGAACAACACAACUGAAAACACUGUGCAUGCUCAUCCUGAGUGCGGAGAGGCAGAUGAAAGAUCCCCAUCGUUGCUUCCUGGCUCUACUAGACUGGUCUGUUUCAUUGUUCUGUGGGCUCUGGGAUUGACUGCUUCGGUCUUCCUUGGUCUCACUGUCUUCCUGUGGGUGCGUUUGUCAGUCCAGAGAGAGCGGGAAAGGAGAGUGAGGAGAGGAGGAGAGAAGGUGUCAGGGGUGGAUCUGGAGAACCUGUGGGUUGACCAGAUGUCAUCGGUGGAGGAGAGGGUGGAAUUCUGGUACGCCAACGGCUCCACCAUGGGACCUGACCAUAAACGAGAGAGCGGGAGGGACAGGGUGAAGGAGAGGGGGAGGAGGGAGCAGCAGAGGCAGAAAGGGACAGAGUGUGACAACCUGUGGACUCAACCCAAAGUGACACUGGAGGACAUCACAGAUUUCUGGUAUGCAAAUGGAAGAGUGAUACCAGAAGAAACUAAAGACCAAAUGUUGUUGGAGACCUGUGUAUGA